GUUACAUGCGGACUUUUCCUCCGCUCCUCCGCUGCAGCCAACCGGAGCAGCUCCCCUCCGGACCUGCGCCAUCGUUGGAUCAUCGUCCGGUCCGCUUGCUCCGUUAAUACUUCAGUUUUACUACUCAACCCACUCAGAUUCAACAAACAGCAGCGACCCAUGCCCCGCCGGGUGAUUGCGUCAGGACGGUCCUGUCUUGAGUGCCGCCGGCGCAAGAUCAAAUGCGACCGAUCCUUGCCCUGUGCAUACUGUGUCCGGACGCAUAUACAGUGCACAUACCCUCAACCUAAAACAGGUGGAAAUGCCGACCAUUCCGUGGAUAGUGACCUUGUGGCCCGAGUGGAAAGCAUUGAAUGCAAGUUCCAGUCCCUAGAAAGAAGUCUAGCGCAGAUCAAACAACUCCUGCAUAUGAAUCCUUCAUCUUCCAGUCAGGAACAAGAUCAGUUGAGGCCUGAAAUUGAACAAGAUCGGUGUAGCUCCGGCUGGUCUGGUGCUUCUCAUUCUACUUCACCCAACGAUGGGCAACCUUGGCAGUCUUUUCCAUUGAGGCCGAACCCUUCACCCCCGCUAGAAACCCUUCAUCCUUCUCCAGCUGUAAUCGCAUUCAUCUGGCAGACCUACCUGGAUGUGGUAGAUCCAGUGGUAAAAGUUUUCCAUGUCCCGACAGUGCAAAGGCAGGUAGUGAGUGUCAUUCGAGGCCGAUCUAACCUCGAUGCCCCCACAGAAUGCUUGAUCUUUGCAAUUUAUUACUCUACCGUAGUGACCAUGUCGGCAGUAGAGUGUCGUGAGGAGUUUGAUGAGGAGAAAGCCGUACUACUGACGCGGUACCGAACGGGAGUCGAGCAGGCUCUUUCACGCGCGAACUUCCUCAGGUCCCUGGAUUUGACGGUUCUGCAGGCAUUUGCUCUCUAUCUGAUAUGCGGCAGAAAGGACGAGAAUGGACCCGACGUAUGUACACUUAUAGGGGUUGCCAUCGGAACUGCCAUGAAGAUUGGUCUCCAUUGCGAUGGAGCUGGUCUAGAUAUAUCCCCUUUCGAGGCAGAAAUGCGUCGCCGGCUCUGGUGGCAGAUCUGCACUUUGGAUGUCCGAACGGCGGAGGACCAUGACUCUGAACCGACCAUCCUCGAAUCUGCCUUCAAUACUGAAUUGCCGUUGAACAUCAACGACACUAGCCUGGAACCCGACAUGAGUGAACUGCCUCAAAGUCAGCUUGGUAAAACCGAGAUGACCUUUACGCUGGUCCGGUUUGAAGGGAGCCAUUUUGCGCGAAGAGUGAUAUUUUCAGACAGGUUCUGCCGCAUUAACACAUACCCAAUCUUGAAUGAGGCACAGAAGUGUGAGGCAAUAGAGCAAUUCAAGGGGCGUAUAGAGAAACGAUACUUGUCGUAUUGCGACAAAGAAGUCCCACUUGACUUUAUCACCGCUGCCUCCAUUCGUUUGAUUUUGGUGAAAUUGAAAUUGGCAGUAUGCAGGCUACGGAGGGAUCAGGCUCCGGGCAUGCUUAUUCAAACAAAUUACCGGAGGACUUGUGAGGAAGUCCUACAGCACGCCCAGAUGCUGCGAAAUUACGAGAAGGGCAAAAGAUGGCUCUGGCUUUUUCAGACCUAUGUCGAAUGGGACUCACUGGCUUAUCUCCUGCUCCAUCUCUGUAUAGCGCCCCCGGAGGAGCAGUCUGACGCGGUGUGGAAAACUGUGAACGAGAUUUACCACCACUGGAAAAGUGAAUCAGAUAUCUAUCAUGAUCGCCGCUGGAGGCUUAUUGAAGAGCUUCGAUUCCAAGCUUUUAUCACACGGGGUAGAGGGCAGACAAUCCCUCAAUUGCCACGGGAGACGCAACCGGAUCAUUACAAAACACCUGAACAACGUGGUAUUGGAUCUGCGGUCAGGCUAUACAAAGACUCGUCCACCGGAGCCCAACAGACAACAAACACCGUGAUUGAUCAGCCAUCUAACGUGGAAGCUGCUGCUCACGCACACCUAUCGCCCAUGGCAAUGGUUGAGAUAACCGAGUCCAAUCCUGUCACUGAGCAACUCUUCCCCAUGGGUACGCUCAUCAACGCGGCGACUGCGACAUCUGCAAUCCAACCAGCGGAAGUGGCGGUCUCGAGUGCUGCUGAAUUGCCGAGUGGGGAUACUGGUUGCGAGUGGAGUGCAGCACUAUUCGAAGUGUUUUGGGAUCUCACUGGAUCUGGACAAGGUGCCUCUGUUUCAUGGCUGUAA
Messenger RNA from Aspergillus bombycis, 2220 nucleotides. Its product is annotated as Zn(II)2Cys6 transcription factor. The record is from RefSeq and is a predicted model, not a curated record. The annotation marks the transcript as partial. Gene Ontology annotation, molecular function: zinc ion binding; DNA binding; DNA-binding transcription factor activity, RNA polymerase II-specific. NCBI's taxonomy places the organism in Eukaryota, Fungi, Ascomycota, Eurotiomycetes, Eurotiales, Aspergillaceae. The transcript has 4 exons. Gene Ontology annotation, biological process: DNA-templated transcription; regulation of DNA-templated transcription.